UCACCAUGUACCAGUGGGCAGUAGGUCUGGUGGAAGGCGGGACACAGGUGCAGGGCUUCACUAAUGUUGGUAGAAACCCUCAAGGAACAGUUUCUGUCCAGAAUCUCACUCACAACUCCAGACUGUAUGUGUCAGUACUCGCCACUAACGCUGCCGGCCUGACGUUACUGACCAGAGCUGAACCAGUGACGGUGGACAUGACGCCACCAACUAUACAACAAGUCAACGAUGGUUCAGGAGUUGAUGCAGACUUCCUUUCACCAGAGGACAUGGCAGCGAACUGGGCUGUGGAAGAUCAGGAAUCGGCUUCUAUCAACUGUGACAUUGCUAUAGGGCACACGCCUGGAGAUGACGACGUCCGUCGGUUUGCUCGAACUAAUCCCGGAGUUAGAUUUACCAGGUGGAAUCUGACUGAUAUAGUGACGUCAUCUAGUUUGAAGGUGUACACGACAGUACGUUGCCAUAACAACGCGGGGCAGACCUCCGAGUCCUCAUCUGAUGGUGUCGUCAUCGUGUCCAGGGGAGACGUUGCGACUGUAGCUGGCUUCAAGGUCCUGGAGGAAAGCCCCUCUGAGUUCUCAGACAGAGGCCAGUGUCAUGUAGCCCGAGACACUGUGAGACUUCGCUGGGAGGGAGGAGAAACCCAGACUCCUUACACUACGCUGGUUCACAUCGAGGGUAGCAGUUUGAUCUACGAACAGAUCGUCCCGAGUAUAUUCACAUACACAUCUGCCAAGCUGUGUGGAUUGAAGCUCAGCGAUCUGACAACCUACAACAUCAGUGCCAUGCAUGUGCUGGACAAGGCAGGGUACCCGACAGAAGCUUCUAUCACCACGCAUGGACCGCCACCAAGUCUAAACAAAGCAGCGAAGAUCUCGUCUAGGACGUCCGACAGGACGACCACUCUGUCCUGGCCUGGCCUGUUUACCUCCCCCUGGGGCCAGCUUGUGUAUGAAGUGAUGGUGGGCAGGGUGGAGGGUGGGGCAGAUGUGGUGGACGGGCUGCUGACACGCGAGGAGCAGAUGAAGCUGAACCUGUCCUCGCAUCCACAAACUGUCACUGCCGUAUAUGUCUCUAUAACAGCCAUUGAUGCGUGUGGAUACACUGCUUACUACUCACAGGCUGUGGGUGUCGGCCCGUGACUCCAACUGGUUCGUUGAAGUGUAAAUCGUGAUUAAAUAUUGUUUUCUAAUUUUGACAGUGUAAUUGUUCCCAUCCGUACAUGCUCACACACUCAUCAGUCAAUUUGAUCAUCAUGACCAAUUUUGAAAUUAUAUUUAUGAUCAAGUUUUUUUGUCAUUACACAAAUAUGAUAUUUUGUAAUAGUUGUUGCUAAUGUCCUGAUCCCAAAACUGUAUCCAGUGCUUUCUGAAAAUCCUCAAAAGAACAACAUAAUUACUUUCUCCUUCCUUUUAAUAACUCCCCCCUAUUUUUAAAGAUUGAUUUAACAACACCUACGUAACAUUUGUUCUUGGAAUAUGCAAGUACCAAGAACCAUGUUACAAAGUUUGACAUAAAUAUCUUUAAAGACAUCAAUGGUGGUUAAACAGAUACAUUAAUUAGUCUAUCAAUACCAGCAUCUAUGUCCUUUUUUUCAAAUUCACAGUUUUGGAAUUUUACAUUUUGUAAUAGCUGCAUUAAGUAGUGUGCUUUCUCAAUGUUUACGUCAUGUAGAUUAUCUAUAUCAAAGUCAUCUUCUGCCGAAACUGCUUUUAAAGUCAUAGGAAAGUUGAGUACAGAUUCAACCUGUGAGAGUAAGGAUACGCUGAGAAGGAAUAAACCAAGGUUAACAAUCUCAUUAUCUGUUGGCCGUGAUCAAAGAUAUUUAUGCUAAAUAUAUAACAAUAACCAAUAACCAUGCUUCAUUAUUAUAAUGUGUUGUUUAUUUGUCAUUCUUGUACCCAAUAAAUUAUAAUCAUAUA
Haliotis rufescens (red abalone) is the source of this 1922-nucleotide messenger RNA. RefSeq lists its product as uncharacterized. NCBI's taxonomy places the organism in Eukaryota, Metazoa, Mollusca, Gastropoda, Lepetellida, Haliotidae. The record is from RefSeq and is a predicted model, not a curated record. Bases 6 to 1142 code for a protein of 378 amino acids. The transcript is spliced from 6 exons.